AGUAUAUAUAUAUAUAUAUAUAUACACAAACACAUUCACACACUCACACCAUCUUGAACUCCAGUCUCAAAAACCACAGAACCAUGACAGACUAACCCAGAAAAAGAAUCCUUUUGUUUCCCCAAACUAUUCGAAGUUAGAUCAUGUGACUGGUCCCUCCCAACCAAGAUCCCACUCUAUUUAUAAAAAUAGCAACGAUCAUUGUGAAACACACAUACAAGGCAGUAGACGAAGGAAAAAGAGAACGAGAUUGUGAUUUUCGUCAACAUCGUACGAUACAUCAUCAGUGUAGAAAGUGUGAAAAAUUCUAGCAGUCGAAAUUUCUUUCAAAGAGCCACCUUGGACUAUGUGGAAAAGAAUGAAACAAGCAAUAUUAAUUGGAUUGACCAUUUUCAAUUGCUGGUUAUUUUUUCGUUUCUUCUACAUAGAAACUGAAACUUUCAAAGCUCCAUCAAAGGAAUGCAACUUAGAAGCAUGGUAUCUUCAAAAUAAUUCUGCCAGCAACAGUUUUAUGCCUAGUAUAUUUUCAUUUGGAAAACAGACUUAUUUUGAUAAAAGAGCAAAGGCAUUAGAAAAUAUGAAAAUUGUUUUUCGACCACAACCAAGUGGAUCGAAGGUGGAUCCAUGGUAUUAUCAUCACCAUGUACCAUAUCAACAUAGUUUUAAAAAAGUUAUUAAUGAACCUACUCUCUGCUCUCAACAUGAAAAAGUAUUUCUUCUUUAUGCUGUUCGUACUAUAUAUGACCAUUUUGACCGUCGAGAAGUAUUAAGGAAUAUUUUCUCAAAUAUUCCAGAAGAUUCUUGUGCAAAAGGUGUCCCCAUUAAACACCUUUUUCUUUUCGGUAAACCAAAUAAUUCUACAAUUGAAUCCCUUAUUCAAAAGGAGAGUGAAAUGUAUCAUGAUAUCCUCCUGGAAGAUUUCAAGGAAUCUUAUGUUAAUGUUUCUAUAAAAGCAAUCAUGGCAUGGAAAUAUAGUGUGGAAUUCUGUGCUAAUGCUGAGUAUGUUGCAGUAAUGAAUGAUGAAGCUUUCAUCGAUCUGAACCGGAUUGUGUCAUGGCUUGGCCAUGAUUUAUCUAAAGGCAAAUAUGAUGAUCAUUUUGCUCUUUGUUAUCGUAUCGGGGACUCACCGGCUUUACACAAACAUAUAAAACAGUUUACUUACUUAGAUGAGGAAAUAUUGUAUAGAGGAGAUUUCUAUCCUCCGUAUUGCCAUGGCUUUGGUUAUAUAGCACCUAUUAAUGUAAUUAAUAAACUCUAUCUGGCAGCUUUGCAGAAUGCUUAUUACAUGCCGACUGAUGUUUGGAUUGGUGUAUUGGCAGAAAUGCUAAAUAUUAAUAUAAUUAACCAUGAACAUCAAUAUAUUUUCACCGGAGUUUUGAAACAUUAUGCAUCUGGGAAAUAUCAGAAAUCUCCUACCAUUGUAGCAAUAUGUGAUUUUGAAAAUCUAAAAAGUGAAACAGGAAAAUUAAUGAGGCAACUUUAUCAAGUGAUUUAUAAUUAGAAUGGAGAUAAUAUUAAAUAGAUUAUAUCAAUUAAAAACAAAUAACCAUUCAUAUUGAUGAGAAUGGUCCAUCUUAUUAUAAUUCGGGUUGACAUGUGAGUACUCUAACCGAACCUAACCAUUUCUUACCAGUGUGUGGUUACGUAACCCAAAAUGCUUUCUUUCUUUAUGAUGUAUUUUGUAUUUUUAUGUAGUUUUCCUUUUUUUUUAAAUAUAUAAUUAAAAGGUGCAGCAGUUUAUAUUCUUAUAUUACUGUGAUAUAUAAAUAAGUAAGUAAGAAAGAAAGUCAGUCUGUCUGUCUGUGUGUGUGUGUGUGUGUGUAUGCAUAUUUGUAUAUGUGUAUGGAUAAGAAUGGAUGUAGGUUGGUGAUUGUUCUAUGUUUGAUGGUGUAGGUUGGUGAAUUCCUUGACAUGUCCUCUUUGACAGAGAAUAAAUCCGUUAAGGUCUUAAUUAAUUUUUAAUUACAACUGCUGAUAUCUAUUGAUUUCUUAUAGUUUCAGUCUCAUUGUAAAACCAUAAACUAAUUUAGAUAAGUGAAUUUGGAUUGUAUAUUUAUAUGAUGCUUUUGUUUCUUGCAUGUUUUAAGCCACGCCUAGUUCUCCUUGGUAUUCAAAUGUACUUUUUGAAAUGCAUCACUAGCCCAGCAAAUGUCAGUUAUGCCCGAGUCCAUGUUAAAAAUUUUAUCUAAUUAUGGUGUAUUGUAUAUUAUGAUGUAAUCUUUUAUAACUGUAUUAAUUAAAACUAUCAAAACAGC
Molecule: messenger RNA, 2255 nt
Organism: Octopus sinensis (East Asian common octopus)
Lineage: Eukaryota; Metazoa; Mollusca; Cephalopoda; Octopoda; Octopodidae
Product: beta-1,3-galactosyltransferase 1-like
Exons: 5
Coding region: 347-1501 (384 amino acids)
Cellular component (GO): membrane
Molecular function (GO): hexosyltransferase activity
Source: RefSeq, a predicted model, not a curated record